CCCUAGCGCCUACCUACCCCGCAGGGCUCGGCGGCGGCUCAGAGCAGGGAGCCUGCAGGGACCGCGCCCGGGGUUGAAGUACUUUCCCGUGCAGUGGCGGGGCUAGGGAGGAGGCGGCCGAGCCGAGAGCAAAGCGCAGGGCACCGGCGGGCCGUUGAGUCUCAGCAACGCGCUGGGCAGCUCACAACACGGGAGCCCGGGGCACGGGACGGGACUGGACGGUCCCUGUGCGAGCAGCGCCAGGAAGAGGCGAAGGAACCCGGGCUCCGCCAGCGCUGCCUGCCCGCAGCGGGAGGCCCCGGAGGGAGCAGCCGCCCCCGGGCCCCGGCGGAGCCAUGGAGCCUGCCGAGGGGGAGAGCAGCGGGCAGGUGCACACGUGCCAGACCAUCUUCCCCGCGCACGCCACGCACCGCGGGGAGCUCAGCGCCGGCCAGCUCCUCAAGUGGAUCGACGCCACCGCCUGCCUGGCAGCUGAAAAACAUGCUGGUGUGUCCUGUGUGACAGCGUCAGUGGAUGACAUACAAUUUGAAGAGACUGCCAGAGUUGGACAAAUUAUCAUCAUCAAAGCAAAGGUAAACCGAGCAUUCACUACUAGCAUGGAAGUUGGUGUCAAGGUUACAGUACAGGAUAUUUUGACUAGUGUUCAGAAACUUAUUAGUGUGGCUUUCUCUACAUAUGUAGUAAGACCAGUUGGUGAUGAAAAGGUAUACUUAAAACCAGUGAAGCUUCUGUCUCCACAAGAUCAUCUGGAGCAUAGUCUGGCUAUUGAGAGAAGAAGAAUUCGACUGGACCAUGAACAUGUCUUUGAGACCCUAAUGCAAGAGAGUAAUAUGGAAGAUUAUCACUGUGAUAAUGUAAGCAAUACAGAGGAAGAUACUAUUUCAACUGAUCUAACCCAUGUGCAGAGCAUUGAACUUGUCCUGCCUCCUCAUGCAAACCAUCAUGGAAAUACAUUUGGUGGCCAGAUUAUGGCAUGGAUGGAGACAGUAGCUACUAUUUCAGCAAGCCGUCUCUGUCAUUCAUAUCCCAUCUUGAAAUCAGUUGAUAUGUUUAAAUUCCGGGGACCCUCCACUGUUGGCGAUCGUCUUGUCUUCAAAGCAAUAGUUAACAACACAUUUCAGAAAAGUGUUGAGGUUGGCGUUCGUGUUGAGGCCUACAACUGUGAGGAGUGGACCAUAGGCCAAGCGCGGCAUAUUAACAGUGCUUUUCUGAUUUUUAAUGCUGUAAAUGACAAAGGAGAGCUCCUCAUCUUCCCCAGAGUCAAACCCACUACAAAGGAUGGUUUGAGAAGAUAUCAUGAAGCUAUUGCACGCAGGAGAAUUAGACUAACCAGAAAAUAUAUCCUCUCCAAUAAGGAAGACACUCCUUCCUCUGAUCUCUGGGAUAGAAGCAACCAGGCAUACUUGAGUUACAGCAAUGUAGCCACCCUGACAGUCCUGGCAACAAAAUGUGGAUGGGAAAUAACCAGCACUCUGGAUAAUAUAAAAAUAUUCACACAGGAGGAGAGUGAUAUCUUGUCUGUCAAGGUAGAAAUGCAAGUGAGGAUACCAUCAAAUCUAGCUUUCUUCCUUUUAUCUGACUUCAGACUCCGCAGGCAAUGGGACAAACAUUACUUAACUUGUGAGGUUGUAGAGAAUGUGAAUGAAGAUGAGAAGAUAUACUACAUUACAUCGCCAUCAGUGAAAGGAGAUAAACCCAAAGAUUUUGUAGUUCUUGUGUCUCGAAGACAGCCCUGUAAGACUGGGGACCCUUACAUAAUAGCUGUGAGGUCAGUUACCCUGACAUCUGUGCCACCUUCUCCAAACUAUCGUAGAAAUGAAAUCCUAUGUGCAGGAUUCCUGAUCCAUAGUGAUGGCAAAGACUCCUGUAUGGUGUCUUACUUUAACCAAGUUACCUCUGGUGUUCUGCCUUACCUUGCUGCAAAUCUCAUUGGCUCAUCAAAAUCCAUUGAGGAUACUGCUUCUGCAUGCAUCAAGUUCUUGGAGAUGGACAGUACCAAGAUUGACAGUAUUUUGUUUUAAGUAAAAUAUCAGGGAAGCUCUAAAGAUUAUCAGAAAACAUUUUUAAGUGCCGCAUGCAAACAUGAGGCUUCUCAAUAUCUAUAUCAUCUACUACAGUAGUUCUCAACCAGGAGUCUGGGCCACCAGCAAGUUUUUUGGGGGGGGCCGCCAAGCAGGGCCAACAUUAGACUCACUGGGGCCCAGGGCAAAAAGCCAAAGCCCCUGCCAUACAGGGCUGAAGUGUGGGGCCCUGCCACCCGAGAGUGAAGCCAAAGCUCGAGCAACUUAACUUUGCAGGGCCCGCUGUGGUGAAGGGCUCCAUGCAAUUGCCCUGCUUGCUACCAUCUAACGCCAUCCCUGGCUUUUAUAUGCAGAAAUCCAGUUAUGGCACAUGUGGGCCUUGGAGUUUUUAUAGCAUGUUGGGGUGGGGGGCUCAGAAAGAAAAAGGCUGAAAACCCCUGAUCUGCCAGACUGAAAUAUUUACUUUAAGUCACACAGCUCAUUUCAGCCCUUAUCUUGAGAGUAUCUGAGCACUUGCAAUUCCCACUGAUUCAGGAAUGGAUUGAUUCAUAUUUUUAAUUUUAAAUAGAAUGGGGGAAAGUUCUUAUUAUACCGCUCACUUGAAUUUGGUGGAGAUGCCAAGGCAUAAAUGAGGGCAUAAUUUCUAUUACAAAUACCAUUUUGGAAGGGCCGCUAAACUCAGUUCCAAAAAUCUGCUCGGGUCUAUAACAAUAAUAAUGAAGCUUACAUCCUUUGUAAAGUGCUCUGAGGUCUACCGAUGAAAAGUGCUGGGUAUUAACAUUAUGAUAGCUUUGAAAAAAUAUACCAAUAAAUAACAACGAUGAAUAAACUAUUUUGGCCAUGUUAAAUUAUAGACUUAAAGGAAUGAUGGUUUCAGAGGCUUUUUGGUCUAAACUGUUUUGAGAUUUAAAAAAUGGAAUACUGCUGGCAGUUAGUCCUUAGUCUGAAUUAAUACCUUCGGAUGGAUUUAAAGAAUAAAAUUUCAGGAAUCAUGUUGGUGCACCUCAGGAUUGCAGUAGAGGCUCAUGCUUUGUUGCAUUCAGACCUUCUGAGCGGUUAAUACCCUAUCCAGCAUCCACUGAAGUCAAUGGAAAAGCUCCCAUUGAUUUCAACUACAGCUGGAUCAAGCCCUAAGAAAACAGGAUGUAUAAGGUAGUGUUACUGGUACCUCUGUCCCCAGCUCCUCUGUUGCAGGUAGCAGAGAUGGGAGGGCAGGGGGCAAUACAAAGGAGCUGGUUACUGCUCCCUGAUUUUCAUCCCAGCUUUAUGCCCUGAGCAGUUUUGAGCAGCCAUGGGGCGCUCUCAUAUUGGGCUGGCUCGCAAAAGUCGCCUAAGGAGCUGUCCAGCAGCUUGGGAUAGCCAGAACACAUAGUACUUGAGCCACACCCCCUCCGCAGCCCCUAUGUUGACAGCUGUAGGAGCAUCUGGCAUUGGUGCCAGUGACAUCAGCUCUGUGCCUGCUGGGAUCUUCUCCCUGCUGAGAAAACACAACCAGUUUCCACCCCAUUUUGCACUAUGGAACAGGAGUUAGGCUCUGGUCUCCUAACACUAAUUCAGACUGCUUUACAGUCACGAAGACUCCUUUAGGCCUCUUUAUAGCCACUCCACCGACAUAUGAGAGUUACAUUUUCCAAAGUCACCUAGGCCCAGCUCCUCAAAAGUAUUUAGGCACCUAACUCACUAGCCUUGAGAAUAUAGGCCCCAGUGACUUUUGAAAAAUCAGAUUGAGAUGCCCUCAAAAAUGUUACCCUUAGGCUCAUCAUCAGUCAUUUGGGUGGUUUUAUUCGCGCCCCCUCUCCUCCCCCCCACACACCUGUUCCACUAAUUUAGACCCCCCUUGCACAGUGAUAGAGGAUGUAAGGAGUCUACCUGAGUGCGAGACACCAAGGCACCACUAUAGCAUCUAGCUGUGGGUAGUUGUCUAAAAAUGACCUAUGGGAAGCAAAAACAUGGUUGGGAAAUCACACAGAACGGAGGGGAAACUUGCAGGGAAGAGGAAGGAACCACUCCACUCUCCCUCCAAAAAUCCCAGGUGAACCACGAGGGGCUUCUUUAAUGCAAAAAUUUGGAUCUAAGUGUUGAGUCGAAGCAGUGUCCCAGGAACCCUUUGCACUGACUAUGCAAAAGCCAAAAAGGCCCCAGCAACUUAUGGGUCCCAGUCCAGUACAGUUACCCUGAAUCUCAGGCAGAGAAUCUGCACAAUCCAGUGUUUCUAGGGGUUCUUUAGUUCUUGCAUAGAUGUUUCCCACUGAUACUGUCAGGUUGGUCCACAGCUGCCUAAGCAUUUGGUGACUUUACACACCAGUCACCCCUGCCUUAAGCAGGUAUAACUCUACAGACCACAGAGGAAUUGUUCCAACUUGCAUCAGAAGUGAAAUAGAUCCGUAAACAUCCAGUAGUGUUGCCUGUCGGUUAGGGUUACACUGCUCACUUUCUUACUUUACUUAAAAACAGCCACAGAGAAGUGCUCCCGACACGCUGAAGCACUGAUUGAAAACUAACAUUGGUUACUUAUUCUAAUUUUGUAUUUGCCUGGUGUAUAAUAUAGUGGGAGUGCUCAAUUACUAAUGAGGAGUGGGAGGGAGAGAGGAUGCAGUUUUGUGCUUCAGCCACAUUACACCAGAGAUGCUUCUGCAAAACGUUUGCAUGGCCCCACGCUGGUGAAUUCUCCCAGCACAGCUCCCUAUAAGGUGCCAAGUCAGCUCUAUGAUGCCCAUCACCUUCUAGAUAUCGCUGGUGAAGGAAUGGGCCUGGAGGGACAUGUUGGGAAUGUGAGUAGAUAUAGCCAGAGCAGUGCCGUGUCCUUCCCCACUACUGAAACACUCAUGGGGACUAUGGCAGCAGGGAGCACAUAUCUGGGCAAUCCUCAGGCUGCUUUAGCAGCUCCUUGCAUAGGGGAUGUAUAAAGUUCGGCUACACACUAUCUACUUCCAGUACAUUUGUAAUGUUCUCUCUCAGAUGCCACUCCCCACUCCGUACUGUAAACCAAAUACCGAUGUACCUGCUGAAAUCUCAGUCAAAGCUUUAAAAGAUUCAACCUAGUAUUUAUUCUGUGCUUUCCCUCCCCUGUUAGGUUUCUGUAGUUAAUCGCUAUAAGGCAUCAGGCAGUCAGGUGGUUCCUGGUAUUUACUUCCAUUUUGGGUUUGUUUGUUUUCUUUGGCUUUUGUAAACCAUAUUUAUGUACUUUUUGAAAGCUGUUGACCCAUUGAUAAGCCAGAUGCAUACACAUUUAUUUCCUAAAGUCCAGAGAGACUUAGUCCAAAGAUGCAUUAAAAGGAAAAAGAAAAGGAGUACUAGGUGCCACUAGUACUCCUUUUCUUUUUGCGAAUACAGACUAACACAGCUGCUACUCUGAAACCUGUCAUUAAAAGGAAAGCUAUUCUGUGGAAGAAGACAACCAGAACCAGGGAAAUCAUUAGGAAAAAUGCAACUACCAUUAUAGAAAAUUCAAACUUUUAAUAUAUUUUAUAAAAAUAGUUAAUUUGAAGCAAAAUGUAUAAAUAAGGAAGCAUUUAAACAAUAAGUUCGUG
Caretta caretta (loggerhead turtle) is the source of this 5551-nucleotide messenger RNA. It is a transcript of the gene ACOT12, whose product is annotated as acyl-CoA thioesterase 12. Lineage: Eukaryota; Metazoa; Chordata; Testudines; Cheloniidae. Gene Ontology annotation, molecular function: lipid binding; acetyl-CoA hydrolase activity. Gene Ontology annotation, cellular component: cytoplasm; cytosol. Gene Ontology annotation, biological process: acetyl-CoA metabolic process. The record is from RefSeq and is a predicted model, not a curated record.